UGAGCGCGCGACUCCCGGCGCCAUUUUGUUUUGGAACCAGCGGAGGAGGUAACUAGAGAAGCGCGAGCGGCUCAGCCAGGCGCCCGCCCCGGCCCCGAGACCCUCGCCCCCCGCCCCGCCCCAGGUGCCAUGGUUCAGAACAGAGUGAGAGUACUGGGAAAGAAGAGCUGAACAUACAGCAUAAAUUGAUUAUAUAGGCAAACUGGAAAAAAAUUAACCUGUCUCUGAGGUGACUAAAGGGGAAUAAUGGUGAUUUUGCGCCGGGCUCGGCCGCCUGCUUCCGCCCCAACCAGCAAUGAAUCUUGACUCGCUCUCGCUGGCCUUGUCUCAAAUCAGCUACCUGGUGGACAAUUUAACCAAGAAAAACUACAGAGCCAGCCAGCAGGAAAUACAGCAUAUUGUGAAUCGGCACGGCCCUGAGGCAGACAGGCAUUUACUACGCUGUCUAUUCUCACAUGUGGAUUUCAGUGGCGAUGGUAAAAGUAGCGGUAAAGAUUUCCAUCAGACGCAGUUUCUGAUCCAGGAGUGUGCAUCAUUGAUUACAAAGCCAAAUUUUAUUUCGACGCUGUCCUAUGCUAUUGAAAAUCCAUUGCAUUAUCAAAAGAGUCUUAAGCCGUCACCCCAUCUAUUCACUCAGCUGAGCAAAGUUAUCAAAUUAAGCAAGGUUCAAGAGGUUAUUUUUGGCCUUGCUUUGCUAAACUCCUUCAACCCAGAUCUACGAGGUUUUGCUGCUCAGUUUAUUAAACAGAAACUUCCUGAUCUUCUGCGUUCAUACAUUGACGCAGACGUCAGUGGAAAUCAAGAAGGUGGCUUCCAAGAUAUUGCAAUAGAGGUCUUGCACCUCCUCCUAUCCCAUCUUCUUUUUGGACAGAAGGGAGCCUUUGGGGUUGGACAGGAACAGAUUGACGCUUUCCUCAAAACAUUACGUAGAGAUUUUCCCCAGGAACGUUGCCCUGUGGUGCUUGCACCACUCCUAUACCCUGAAAAACGGGACAUUCUAAUGGACAGGAUCCUGCCUGAUUCUGGAGGGAUAGCAAAAACAAUGAUGGAGAGCUCUCUUGCGGAUUUCAUGCAGGAAGUUGGCUAUGGCUUUUGUACAAGUGUGGAGGAAUGUCGCAACAUCAUCACGCAGUUUGGUGUGGGAGAGGUCACUGCUGCCCAGGUUGCCAGGGUUUUGGGAAUGAUGGCUCGAACACACUCAGGAUUGGCAGACGGCAUUCCUUUGCAGUCCAUCUCUGCUCCUGGAAGUGGAAUUUGGAGUGACGGAAGAGAUAAAAAUGAUGGAACACAGACCCAUACCUGGAAUGUGGAGGUUCUGAUUGACGUGCUUAAAGAACUGAACCCAAAUUUGAACUUCAAGGAAGUAACCUAUGAACUUGACCACCCUGGAUUUCAAAUUCGUGAUAGCAAAGGCUUACAGAUUGUGGUGUAUGGUGUCCAGAGAGGGCUAGGGCUAGAUGUCUUCCCAGUUGAUCUCAUAUACAGACCUUGGAAACAUGCAGAAGGACAGCUCUCAUUCAUCCAGCAUUCCCUCAUUAACCCAGAGAUCUUCUGUUUUGCUGACUACGCCUGCCAUACUGUUGCCACGGAUAUUUUGAAAGCCCCUCCCGAGGAUGACAAUCGAGAAAUUGCCACAUGGAAGAGCCUGGACUUGAUUGAGUCCCUGUUGCGGUUGGCAGAGGUUGGCCAGUAUGAGCAGGUUAAGCAGCUCUUCAGCUUCCCUAUCAAGCACUGUCCAGAUAUGUUGGUAUUGGCAUUACUGCAGAUCAACACUUCCUGGCAUACUUUGCGGCAUGAACUCAUCUCCACACUUAUGCCCAUUUUUCUUGGCAACCAUCCCAACUCUGCCAUCAUCCUGCAUUAUGCAUGGCAUGGCCAGGGCCAGUCUCCUUCAAUUCGCCAGCUCAUCAUGCAUGCUAUGGCAGAAUGGUACAUGCGAGGGGAACAGUACGACCAAGCAAAAUUAUCACGUAUUCUAGACGUGGCCCAAGACUUGAAGGCGUUGUCAAUGCUGCUAAAUGGUACUCCAUUUGCCUUUGUUAUUGACCUUGCUGCACUUGCCUCUCGACGGGAAUACCUCAAACUAGACAAAUGGCUCACAGAUAAAAUUCGGGAGCAUGGGGAGCCUUUCAUCCAAGCCUGUAUGACUUUCCUAAAGAGAAGGUGCCCCUCUAUCUUAGGUGGCCUUGCCCCAGAGAAAGACCAGCCCAAAAGUGCUCAGCUUCCUCCAGAGACACUGGCAACUAUGCUGGCUUGCCUGCAGGCUUGUGCUGGAAGUGUGUCUCAAGAGCUGUCAGAAACUAUUCUAACCAUGGUAGCCAACUGCAGCAAUGUCAUGAACAAAGCCAGGCAGCCACCACCUGGAGUUAUGCCCAAAGGACGUCCACCAAGUGCUAGUAGCCUAGAUGCCAUCUCUCCUGUACAGAUUGAUCCACUUGCUGCUGGGAUGGCAUCUCUCAGCCUAGGUGGUUCAGCAGUUCCACACACACAGAGUAUGCCAGGUUUCCCUCCAAACUUGAGUUCUGCUUUUAGUACUCCGCAGUCACCAGCAAAAGCAUUUCCACCACUUUCCACACAAAACCAGAAUACACCUUUUAGUGGGAUUGGCGGACUGUCUUCACAGCUUCCAGUAGGUGGUCUUACAACAGGUAGUCUGGGCAUAGGAACUGGGGCCCUUGGUCUCCCUGCAGUGAAUAAUGACCCAUUUGUGCCAAGAAAACUGAGUACAUCAGGACUGAACCAGCCUACAUUCCAGCAGAGUAAGAUGAAACCUUCUGACUUAUCUCAGGUAUGGCCAGAGGCAAAUCAGCACUUUAGCAAAGAGAUUGAUGAUGAAGCCAACAGCUAUUUUCAGCGUAUUUAUAAUCACCCACCGCAUCCAACUAUGUCUGUAGACGAGGUGUUAGAAAUGCUGCAGAGGUUUAAGGACUCCAACAUUAAACGAGAACGCGAAGUAUUUAACUGUAUGCUGAGGAACUUGUUUGAGGAAUAUCGGUUUUUCCCCCAGUACCCCGAUAAAGAGCUGCACAUAACAGCCUGCCUCUUUGGUGGGAUAAUAGAGAAAGGACUGGUUACAUAUAUGGCGCUGGGCCUGGCUUUGCGCUAUGUUCUUGAAGCCUUACGAAAGCCUUUUACAUCCAAAAUGUACUAUUUUGGUAUUGCUGCACUAGAUAGAUUUAAAAAUAGAUUGAAGGACUAUCCCCAGUAUUGUCAGCACUUGGCUUCCAUUAGUCACUUUAUACAGUUCCCUCAUCACCUGCAGGAGUACAUUGAAUAUGGACAGCAGUCUAGAGAUCCUCCUGUGAAGAUGCAGGGGUCAAUCACCACCCCUGGAAGUAUUGCACUUGCCCAGGCCCAGGCCCAGGCUCAGGUUCCGGCAAAAACUCCUCUUGCUGGUCAAGUUAGCACUAUAGUCACCACCUCUACUACCACCACUACUGUGGCAAAGACUACAAUCACUCCAGUGGGUCGAGUCAGCUUCAAGAAGGAUGUGCCGCCUUCUAUUAAUACAACCAACAUUGACACCCUGUUAGUAGCCACAGAUCAAACAGAGAGAAUUGUUGAACCCCCUGAAAACGUGCAGGAAAAGAUUGCUUUUAUCUUCAACAACCUGUCGCAAUCCAACAUGACUCAGAAGGUUGAGGAACUGAAAGAAACUGUGAAAGAGGAGUUCAUGCCUUGGGUUUCACAGUACCUUGUGAUGAAGAGAGUUAGUAUUGAGCCAAACUUCCACAGCCUUUAUUCAAAUUUCCUUGACACACUUAAGAAUCCGGAAUUCAACAAAAUGGUUCUCAGCGAAACCUACAGAAAUAUCAAGGUGCUACUCACAUCAGAUAAAGCUGCUGCCAACUUUUCAGACCGGUCCUUGCUGAAGAACCUGGGUCACUGGCUGGGAAUGAUCACACUAGCUAAAAACAAACCCAUCUUGCACACGGACUUGGAUGUGAAAUCCUUACUCCUGGAGGCUUAUGUUAAGGGACAGCAAGAACUUCUGUAUGUCGUGCCAUUUGUUGCCAAAGUUUUGGAAUCCAGUGUGAGAAGUGUGGUUUUCCGGCCUCCAAAUCCUUGGACCAUGGCGAUUAUGAAUGUACUAGCAGAGCUGCACCAGGAACAUGACUUAAAACUGAAUCUGAAGUUUGAAAUUGAAGUGCUCUGCAAGAACCUUGCCCUUGACAUCAGUGAACUGAAACCUGGGAACCUCCUAAAAGACAAAGAUCGAUUGAAAAGUUUGGAUGAACAGCUGUCUGCUCCAAAGAAAGAUGUAAAACAACCAGAAGAGCUGCCACCAAUUACGACCACUACUGCUUCUACUACACCAGCUACCAGCACCACUUGCACAGCUACUGUUCCCCCACAACCACAGUACAGUUACCAUGACAUCAACGUUUACUCCCUGGGAGGACUAUCUCCACACAUUACGCUCAAUCCAACGAUUCCAUUGUUCCAGGCCCAUCCACAGUUGAAGCAGUGUGUGCGUCAAGCCAUAGAGCGUGCAGUCCAAGAACUUGUACAUCCUGUGGUGGAUCGGUCCAUUAAAAUUGCCAUGACUACAUGUGAGCAGAUAGUGAGGAAGGAUUUUGCACUAGAUUCAGAAGAGUCGCGCAUGCGUGUAGCGGCACAUCACAUGAUGAGGAAUUUGACUGCUGGUAUGGCUAUGAUCACCUGUAGGGAACCUUUGUUGAUGAGCAUAGCUACCAACCUGAAGAACAGCUUUGCCACUGCAUUGCGGGCAGCCUCACCACAGCAGAGGGAGAUGAUGGAGCAGGCAGCAGCACAGUUAGCCCAAGAUAACUGUGAGUUGGCAUGCUGUUUCAUUCAGAAGACAGCUGUAGAAAAAGCAGGCCCUGAAAUGGACAAGAGGCUGGCCACUGAAUUUGAGCUCAGAAAACAUGCCAGGCAAGAGGGUCGUAGGUACUGUGAUCCUGUAGUAUUGACUUAUCAGGCUGAACGGAUGCCAGAACAGAUCAGGUUGAAGGUUGGUGGAGUGGACCCAAAGCAGCUAGCUGUUUAUGAAGAAUUUGCACGCAAUGUUCCUGGUUUCUUACCAACCAAUGACUCAACCCAGCCCACAGGAAUCCUAGCUCAGCCUAUGAAGCAAGCCUGGGCAACAGAUGAUGUAGCACAGAUCUAUGAUAAGUGUAUGGCAGAACUGGAGCAGCACCUUCAGUCCAUUCCUCACACCCUGGCUAUGAAUCCACAGACUCAAGCCUUACGAAGCCUCUUGGAGGCUGUUGUUGUGGCUCGUAAUUCUCGUGAUGCUAUUGCAGCCCUUGGACUGCUACAGAAGGCAGUUGAAGGCUUGUUAGAUGCCACCAGUGGUGCAGAUGCUGACCUCCUUCUCCGGUACCGGGAAUGUCACUUGCUUGUUUUAAAAGCACUGCAGGAUGGCCGUGCUUAUGGGUCUCCGUGGUGUAACAAGCAGAUUACAAGGUGCCUGAUAGAAUGUCGAGAUGAAUAUAAAUACAAUGUAGAAGCAGUGGAGCUACUGAUCCGUAACCACCUAGUUAACAUGCAGCAGUAUGACCUCCACCUGGCUCAGUCAAUGGAGAAUGGCUUGAAUUACAUGGCAGUGGCAUUUGCAAUGCAGCUGGUGAAAAUCCUCUUGGUGGAUGAAAGAAGUGUUGCUCACAUAACAGAAGCAGAUCUGUUUCACACCAUUGAAACUUUGAUGAGAAUUAAUGCUCACUCCAGAGGGAAUGCACCAGAAGGGUUGCCCCAGCUGAUGGAAGUGGUACGGUCCAACUAUGAAGCCAUGAUUGACCGUGCUCAUGGAGGGCCAAAUUUCAUGAUGCAUUCUGGAAUCUCUCAGGCCUCUGAGUAUGAUGAUCCCCCUGGCCUGAGGGAGAAGGCAGAAUACCUCCUGAGGGAGUGGGUGAAUCUCUACCACUCUGCAGCAGCUGGGCGUGACAGCACCAAAGCAUUCUCUGCAUUUGUUGGACAGGUAGAGCUUGGGGAAAGAAAGAUGCAUCAGCAAGGAAUCCUGAAAACCGAUGAUUUAAUCACACGAUUCUUUCGUCUUUGCACUGAAAUGUGUGUUGAGAUCAGCUAUCGUGCUCAAGCUGAGCAGCAGCACAACCCCGCUGCCAACCCCACCAUGAUCCGUGCCAAGUGUUACCACAACCUGGAUGCCUUUGUGCGCCUCAUUGCACUGCUGGUGAAGCACUCUGGGGAGGCCACCAACACAGUCACCAAGAUCAACUUGCUCAACAAGGUUCUUGGGAUAGUUGUGGGAGUCCUUUUGCAGGAUCAUGAUGUUCGUCAAAGUGAAUUCCAGCAGCUUCCCUACCACCGCAUUUUCAUCAUGUUGCUGUUAGAAUUAAAUGCUCCUGAACAUGUCCUGGAAACCAUAAACUUUCAGACACUCACAGCCUUCUGUAACACAUUUCACAUCCUGAGACCUACAAAAGCUCCAGGUUUUGUUUAUGCUUGGCUAGAAUUGAUCUCCCACCGGAUAUUUAUUGCAAGAAUGCUGGCACAUACACCACAGCAGAAGGGGUGGCCUAUGUAUGCUCAGCUGCUGAUAGAUCUGUUUAAAUAUUUGGCUCCUUUCCUGAGGAAUGUGGAACUUGCCAAACCUAUGCAAAUUCUGUACAAGGGUACUCUGCGUGUGUUGUUGGUCCUGUUACAUGACUUCCCAGAAUUCCUCUGUGACUACCACUAUGGUUUCUGUGAUGUGAUUCCUCCAAACUGUAUUCAGCUAAGGAAUCUGAUAUUGAGUGCCUUCCCACGUAAUAUGAGGCUUCCAGAUCCCUUCACUCCCAACCUUAAGGUGGACAUGUUGAGCGAGAUUAAUAUUGCUCCACGGAUACUCACCAAUUUCACUGGAGUGAUGCCACCUCAGUUCAAGAAGGAUUUGGAUUCCUACCUCAAAACCCGUUCUCCAGUCACGUUCCUGUCCGACUUGCGCAGCAACUUGCAGGUAUCAAAUGAGCCUGGCAAUCGCUACAAUAUCCAGCUGAUAAAUGCCCUGGUGCUGUAUGUAGGUACUCAAGCUAUUGCACAUAUUCACAACAAAGGCAGCACUCCUUCCAUGAGCACCAUCACCCAUUCGGCUCACAUGGAUAUCUUCCAGAAUCUUGCUGUUGACCUGGACACAGAAGGUCGGUACCUCUUCUUAAAUGCAAUUGCCAAUCAGUUACGGUACCCAAACAGUCAUACUCACUAUUUCAGCUGCACCAUGCUUUACCUAUUUGCAGAGGCCAACACUGAAGCUAUUCAAGAACAAAUCACCAGAGUUCUGUUAGAACGACUGAUUGUAAAUAGACCUCACCCAUGGGGUCUCCUCAUUACCUUCAUCGAGCUGAUUAAAAACCCAGCAUUUAAGUUCUGGAAUCACGAGUUUGUCCAUUGUGCUCCAGAAAUUGAAAAGUUGUUCCAGUCUGUUGCGCAAUGUUGUAUGGGGCAAAAACAGGCACAACAAGUAAUGGAAGGAACUGGAGCUAGUUAGAGAAAGCAACCACCCUGGAAAUUGUGCCAGCCUGGAGAUCUCCAUCCCAUCAAGCUGACAGAAUUAUGUGUGUGGGUCUAGCCAGACCUUGGAGGCUGCCUCUCCCUCCCCCCAUGUUGGGCUUACAUCACAGAUCUUUGUGUGAGAAAUCUCCUCCUCUGUGGGCAUGUUCCAAAGUUUUAAAAACAAGUUUUGACUCUUGGCCAAAAUUCAGAAGAUGCUGUGAAUAUAAUUUCAAACUAUUGUAAAUACACAGAACAGAAAUAUUUGUCUGAACUUUGGGUUUGUGCAAAUUGUGUUUCAAGAGAGGCACAUACUGUGUGCCUGACCAGCCUGUAAUAGAAGUGGUGGCUGCUGAUGCCAAGUGUUUGUCUGGGGCAGAUCUGCUCUCCUGACAUUCCCAGACUCCCAAAGAAUAUGGAAAAGCCAGUUUAAAUAUUAUGUAACUUAUUUUUCUUGUGGGUGGGAGACCUGUAAAUCACAAAGUUGUCAAAGAGAGGGGAAAUGGAGCACAGGAUCCUACAGUAUAUGGGAGAGUGGGUGGGGGGAGGUUAGGAUUAGGGUCCAGUAUGUUGCUUUUCCCAGUAUCAAAUGCUGCCAGCAAGAGGCACGAACGGUGGGGCGGAGGACUUCCUUUGCUUUGAUUUGCAAAGAUGCCCUUUGGGAGAGGGCUAGUGGGUUUAGCAAGGGAAACAAGAGACCAGGCCUGUAGAUUUUCUUUCUUGACACUUGUAAAUUUUGGGAUGGGGAGGAUGUGAAUCUGUUAACUGCUCCCCUGUGGCCACAAAGUUUGAGUUUGUAAAAAGAACAAAAAGGACCAAUACAGCCCAUUUUGUAAGGAUUUUGAAUGUUUUGUAAAUGUAUUGGUCCACGUGUUGUAUUUUGUAGCCUUUCUAGUUCUCUUGGGCUUUAGUUCUCCCACUUCUUGUAUGUAUGCAUUCUGUAGUUAAACAUUAAAGUCAUGAAAAGCA
Zootoca vivipara (common lizard) is the source of this 8418-nucleotide messenger RNA. It is a transcript of the gene CNOT1, whose product is annotated as CCR4-NOT transcription complex subunit 1. The record is from RefSeq and is a predicted model, not a curated record. Gene Ontology annotation, cellular component: P-body; CCR4-NOT core complex. Lineage: Eukaryota; Metazoa; Chordata; Lepidosauria; Squamata; Lacertidae. Gene Ontology annotation, molecular function: molecular adaptor activity. Gene Ontology annotation, biological process: nuclear-transcribed mRNA catabolic process, deadenylation-dependent decay; negative regulation of translation.